Messenger RNA from Archocentrus centrarchus (flier cichlid), 924 nucleotides. Its product is annotated as period circadian protein-like. The record is from RefSeq and is a predicted model, not a curated record. The transcript has 3 exons. Lineage: Eukaryota; Metazoa; Chordata; Actinopteri; Cichliformes; Cichlidae. Bases 250 to 483 code for a protein of 77 amino acids.
UGUGGGGUUUACAGAGAAUGGUCUGAAAAACAGAAAAUAGCAGCAAUUCUCUGUAUAUUAACAAUUAUGUACACACGCCCACCGAUGUAGGUCAUGAAGCAGAAAAUAAUCUGAUAGGAGCUCAGACCCUGCCCCUGCUUCAGCUCAGCACAUAAAAAGGAGCAGCGGGAGACCCCUGCAUCUGUAGAUCUGGUUUCAUCGCUCAAAUCUGCAGUUUCUUCUGGUAAAGUAGCAAAAUGUACGGACACAAUGAAGAUAAACAUGAUGGACACGGGCACGGACACGGGCAUGGGCACGGACACGGCCACGGGCACGGACACGGCCACGGACACGGGCACGGACACGGCCACGGGCACGGACACGGCCACGGACAUGGGCACGGACACGCACAUGGCCACGGACACGGACACGGGCACGGACAUGGCCACUAAAAGGAAAGGACAGCCAUGGGCAGUUCCUGCAGCAGUGACUCUGACUAGAUGAACAGUGUUCGACGUGAACCUGGAGACCUUCAUGCUCCUGUCUUAUCAUUUGACUGCCUGCAGUUUCUUUACAAACAGAUUUAAUUAAGAAUUAACAGAGCUGACAAAGUUAUUUUAGACCAUUGUGAACCUUUACAGGCAUGAUUUUAUCCAGUGUUUUUCAGAAAAUAAAUAAAAGUGAUGAAAGUGUCAUCUUUAUGACAUUUUAUCCCAUCUUCCUGUUUUUUAUUAAUUUGUUUGGUCAUAUAUCCACACUAGGAUCUUUAUUUAUCCAGGCAAAAUUGACUGAACUCAUCCAGUCAACUCCCAGCAGCACAUCACACCCUGAAACUGCCUCUGCUGUGACCCUGAUCCCAUGAUAGUGUGUGCAUUUCAACUGUUUACAUAGUUACACUGAGCCACCAACUCUGAUUUUCACAUUUAUAAAAUUAAUAGAAACCUG